Phlebotomus argentipes is the source of this 1677-nucleotide messenger RNA. Its product is annotated as aminoacylase-1-like. Gene Ontology annotation, biological process: amino acid metabolic process. The record is from RefSeq and is a predicted model, not a curated record. NCBI's taxonomy places the organism in Eukaryota, Metazoa, Arthropoda, Insecta, Diptera, Psychodidae. Gene Ontology annotation, molecular function: aminoacylase activity. Gene Ontology annotation, cellular component: cytoplasm. The transcript has a single exon. Bases 1 to 1203 code for a protein of 400 amino acids.
AUGGCCAACAAGUGGGAAGAUAAUGAGGAGAUCAAGAUCUUCAGGGAAUACCUCCGGAUCGCUAGUGUUCAUCCCAAUCCCGAUUACAAGCCGUGCGUUGACUUUCUGAAGCGCCAGGCUGACUCUCUGGGGAUGCAAUUCAGAGUGUUUUAUCCUGUGAAUGAGAACAAUCCAGCAGUUGUGCUGUCGUUGGCGGGAAGUGAACCAUCUCUGCCCACGAUCCUCCUCAACAGUCAUAUGGAUGUGGUUCCUGUGUUCCCCGACAAGUGGACUUAUCCUCCCUUCUCUGCCCACGUGGAUGCUGAAGGUAGGAUCUUCGCUAGAGGCACGCAAGACAUGAAGUGUGUGGGAACGCAGUAUCUUGCAGCCUUGAGAGCUCUGAAGAGGACUGGAAAAACUCUCAAGAGAACCAUUCAUGUGCUCUUUGUGCCUGAUGAGGAACUUGGAGGCUAUCUGGGGAUGAGAGAAUUUGUGCACACCGAAGAUUUUCGAUGUUUGAAUGUCGGUUUCGCCCUGGAUGAGGGAUUAACCUCAGAAACGGAGGCUUUUAUUCUCUUCUACGGCGAUAAAAGUCCUUGGCAAGUGACUUUCAAGUGCUCAGGGACGCCUGGUCAUGGUGCAACUCCAUUGGAGGACACAGCUGGGGAGAAGAUCAGCUACAUCAUUGGCAAAGUGAUGGAGAUGCGAAGUAGAGAAUGUGCGAAGAUGAAGAAGAAUUCCAGCUUCUUUGCCGGCACUGAGACUGUCAUCAAUCUGACCAAGUUGGAGGGUGGAGUUCAGGCGAAUGUCGUUCCUCCGCUCCUCAGUGUCACUUUCGACAUGCGCCUGGCCAUCAAUCUGGAUCACGAGGCAUUCUUUCGGCAGCUUCAGGAUUGGUGUGCAGAAGCUGGUGGUGGAAUUGAGAUGGUGUUCGCGAGGAAGGAUAAGAAGUCACCAGUGACCAAAUUGGAUGACAGUAACAUCUUCUGGGUGGCCUUCAAGGCUGUGGCCGAUGAGAUGCAACUCAAGCUGCAACCGAUCAUUUGUCCAGCAACCACAGACAGUCCAUUCUUGAGGGAAGUUGGAAUUCCAGCACUUGGAUUCUCACCAAUUUCCAACACUCCGCUUCUUAUUCACGCCCACGAUGAGUUCAUCUUCGCCGAAGGCUAUCUGAAGGGCAUUGAGAUGUAUCAGAAAAUCAUCCACAAAAUCGCUAAUUGCUGAAAAAUGUAUUUGGGAACAGUGAAUUCUUAUCAGGUGUGCUUAAGAAAUGAGGUUUAUUUGAAGAUUUCACGUGCAAAUAGACAGAUUUUGAGAUAAUCUCUCAUCCUUCACUUGAGUCAGUUGAGUAUAAAGUGCAUUUUCAUUCUUCUGUAAAUGACAGUGAGAAACUAAAAUAUUUUCUGUACAUGAAAGAUGAAAAUGGUCCAUUUUUCCCAUUAUAUUUCUGCCUUUUUUUCCCAUAUAUAUAUGCAAUAUGUUUUUCAAUAUUAUACAGUCAGCAACCACAAUUUCAAUCUCCGCUCUGUCGAAUGAAAUAAAAGUCAGAAGAUAACCGCAUUUAUUAAAUUUUUCAGUUUGAAUUUUUGAGUUAUUCACUAUCACCACGUCCCCGUCCGCCCGUGUUCUCCGUGUUACAUUUUGGAAUGCGAAUUUUUAACUAUAUCAUAAUGGGUGUUUUAACCUACUGAGUGAGAG